GAAGUCUUCCCGAUCAAAACUUAAGAGGAGUGUAGGCUGGUUUCCAAACGUCAAGUCGUCUUCUUAUUCUCCCUCGAAGCCGCCAAACUGCGGUCUCCUUCAACACCAUCACUGCUUUAGUUUCUCUCUGUAACUUUCAAAUUCAAACAUCACAACAGAGGGAAACCUUGUAGAAACCCCUCUCCACCACCAACAGGUAAACCUCAUAAACAUCUCCUGCUCAAAAUUUGAUUUCUCUGUUGUUUAAUGUUACUGAACUAGAGAGCUAGUUAUGGCAUCAAAGCUGCUUAAACUCACUGCCUAUGAGGCAAAAAACGAGCUUGAACUCUCUCUAAAGCAAGCCUUUGAGGAGCUUGAACCAAAACUAAGACCCCCAUUUCCGUUAACAAUACCAAGCCCUCAAGAAUAUUCCAGACUCAAUCUUGCUAUUCUUUAUGGGGUUUUAACCGAACCCCAUUUGGCUAAAACGCAUAUAAAGCAUCUUCAUGCUAUUGUCACUGAUGGGUAUGCUUUGUUUGUUAGUUUGAUUGUGAAAAUUGUUAAUGAUUUGUAUGGCAAGUUAGUUGAUUCGGUGAAGGAUCAAUUGGUUUGGGUUGUUAAAGAAAUGGUUGAUGUUUUAGGAGUGGGAUUUGAUGGUUUCUUAGUGUGUUUGUUGAGGCAAAUUGUUGGUGGGGAUUUUAGUGAUGGGAAUUUGUGGUUGUGCUUUGAGUUGGUCUCCCUUUUUUCAAGCAAAUGGGAUUGUUUAGUAGAAGAUGCGCCAUUUGUUUUAACUAGUGCUUUGUAUGUGUAUCUACGGGUAUUAGCUGAUCACUGUAAGGUAUCGACUGAUGCUAAGAUGGAAUCGUUGAAAAGAUUAGAGAUUGAGUUUUGUGUCAAGAUGUUGAGGGAGCAAUUUAAUUUGUGCAUGAAGAUUGGGAGGGACCUUAUUAGAUUGCUUCGAGAUUUGGUUCAUGUCCCUGAGUUUCGAGCUAUCUGGAAUGAUUUGGUGUUGAACCCAAGUGAAUUUAGGACAGAAGGCUUUUCAGAUAUUUCACAGUUGUACUGCUCUAGGACUUCUAGUCGGUAUUUUUUGCUUCGAAUUACUCCAGAGAUGGAAACCCAAUUGAGGUUUCUACUCAUGCAUGUGAAGUUCGGGAAUCAGAAGCGAUACCAAGUGUGGUUUGCCAAGAAGUUUCUUUUUGGACAAGAGAGAGAGACACUUGUAGUUGACAUUAUUCGCUUCAUAUGUUGUGCACACCACCCAUCAAAUGAAAUUAUUCAGUCAGACAUUGUACCAAGAUGGGCUGUUAUAGGUUGGCUUCUAAAAUCUUGUAGAGAAAAAUAUGUUGAAGCUGAUAUGAAGCUGGCCUUAUUUUAUGACUGGCUUUUUUUUGAUGAAAAAAUUGACAACAUAAUGAACAUUGAGCCUGCAAUGCUAUUAAUGGUGUGCUCAAUACCAAAAUAUAUAGAUAUAACUCACUCUCUUCUUGAAUUUUUAUUGUUUAUUGCUGAAAACUAUGAAGAGGACCGUAAUUAUGUCAUUAGAAGGGGUUUGUCAUCAGCUAUGAGGAUGCUUGUUCAAAAAGGAGUGGUUCGGUCAAUGGAUAUUCUGACUUCAUGUGAUGCACUUUCUCCUUUUCUAAGAGAGGGACUUAGGAAGUUAAUAUUGCGUUUGAAUAUUGAAAGUAAUGAGUUGCAACCAGCCCAUCUUCCUCCUCAUUCUGUGUCACGUUCGAGUUUGCAAAAUGUUUCUCAUCUUGCAAUAACAACACCAGCUCCGGAACAACAAUCUGCAAAGAUUGUGGAAGUAAGGCUUAGCAAAGAACCUGCUGGUUCUUCUAUUCCCAUUUCAGGUGACCUGUUUAUGACUUCUUGCCCAUCAAAUGUUACCAUUGAAAGUCAAUUUGAUGCUAUUGAGAGCUUAGCACAAAAUCUGGCAGAAGCUAUGAAGAAGUCAAAUAGAAUGGGGCUUCAGAUUUUGGAGGAAAUACUGCUCUCAUUUGUGAAUCUUGAUGGCCAAGCAUCAACAUGUGGUUCAACUUUCCCUGAAACUUUAUCUUCAAGAAUUGCAGAUCAAUUUGAAUCCAUUGGCAAUCGAUUAUUUGCUCCUUUUGAUGUCAGCAUUAGUGUUCCUUCUUCUGACAGUGGAAUUCAUUCGCCCACAAUCAUAAUUGCACGCUCCUUCAUACUUUCUCAGCAUGAACGGUUGCAAGAAAUGCUUCUAUUCUGGUUAAGGAAUGGUUUUCAUGUAGGAGCUCACUUACUAUCUUAUGCAACAAGGCUAGCUUAUGAGGCAUGUAUAUCAGAUUCUUCAGGAAAUGCAAUCAUCAACAAUAAUUUUUCUAAGAUAAGUGACUCAGGGAUGUCAUUACUACUCUUUCAUGUUGAUGGGUAUUUUUCUAUUCUGAAUGGAAGGAAACAAGAUUUUCUCGAAGGCAGUGUUUCUACUUCUAAGAUGGAUAAGGAAUUAGUUAAUAUGUUGGUAAAAAAUGCUUUUGCUGCAUACAAAUGUUUCCUUGAACGUUCAAGAACCAUCCUGCAUAAAGAAGAUGAUUUAGCUCUGUCAAAGCUAUUCAUUCUAGACAUAACCUCUUGUUUUCUUUGUGAAAGAAAAAAGACAAAGUUCUUCUACAGCAUCUUCUGUCAUCUUGCCGACUUAUGUGCUGGCAACAUUGAUAUCAUCAGGUUCCUUGUGAGUCAGUUGGAUCAUGCUGAUCUUCUUGAAAUGCAGUUUGAAAUUGGGCUGAAGAGAUUCUUCGUGUUCGGGGAGAGCACUGAAGAUAUUUUUCACUUAAUGAAGAACUCUCUCAGUUGGGAUCCUUCAGAGCAGCACAAGCUUUGGGGCUUGAUCAGAUCAGAGCUUGCUGUUUCUAAGGUUCAGCUGGAGAAGAUCAUUUUGAAAUUUUUCUGCUCUAAUGAGCUGGAUGCAAAUACAAGUGCCAUUGCUGUGGGAGGCCUUCUUACAUUGUGCAUUUGCCGUGCUCCCACACCUGAGCUUGUUGGGGCAAUCAUGUUGCUGCCUGAUGAUGUAUUCCAGGACUUUGCUGCUACAGUUUUGGCAUCAUGGGUUGUCUCUAAUGCCUCAAAGCUAUUUGACAGCUUGACUAAAUUUUCAGAGAAAUUUGACAAUGAGAAUGGAAAUGUUGCCGGUUCAGUUGGGAUUGUGAUAAACCAUUCUGCAAUUCUCUGGUUGUUGAAUUAUUUUAAAUCACAGGGGAUGAAUGGCUCCAAUAUUUUAAGCACCUUUUCUGCAAGUAUUUCUUGUGAAAAACCAGCGUAGACAUUGUGACUGAAUUGGGUUAUUAGUGAUGGUUCUGCAUUCAAAUGUUUAGCCUGGUUUCAUUCAUGCAUCUGAGAACCCUGAGUUUUCGGAUGCAAUGGGUGCGAAGGGAAUUGUAUUACUUGUCCCCCAGCUCAUGAAUUGCAGCACUCUGGGAUAAGAUUGGCUCAUCCUUCCUGGCUCAAGCAGCAGAUGUUCCUACAUAUUUAAAUUCUAUCUUUCAGGUGACAUAUAUAGGAAAGCAUGUGUACAUACUACAUAUAAAAGAGGAAACAAUUGCAAGUUGUAACUUGUUGAGUACCCUGCAAUCGUCAAGGCAUCUUGGUUGGUGGUGGUAAUGGCCUAAUAAAGGAGUGCUUCAUUCAUGACUACACUGCAAUAUCUGAUUUAUGAUUCAGUAACAGAAUAUCGAAUGCUAAAUCUCCAACUCUUAAUAUAUAUCUGGUAUUGUUCAAAAUCAAGGCUUAUCAUAUCACCUAUCAGGCCUCUUGAAAUGUUACUCUCAUACCUUAUUUAUAUCACUAGUUGGACUAGUCCAUGCUUUCUUUUGAAAUUUCUAGGCUCAUAAUUAUAAGUCCGGUCAUUGUUCAAGCAAAGUUCUACUGCCUUUCAUUUUGAAUAAAAUUCUGCUGUUACUGCUAUUGGUGAAGUGUGGAUCUUUUUUUAUUUGCUUGUGUGGAUCUUAUUUUGAUUUGCUUUUUUGAAUUUAUCAGAGAGUCAAGAUAUACAAGUCCACCUACACUGAUCAAUAUGGAAUGUAGCUCCAUAGCUGUGAUUGUAAUGUUCCUCCUGCAUGAAAACAUAAUUAAGGAGGAUGCCAUUAUUGUUAUGCCACUGGAGACUGCCAAAAAGCUAGAGCAGGCAGAGCGAAGGUCUGCAAAAUGUGAGUCAUGAGGAGCAGCUACUGUAGAGUUUUUUCUAUAGGAUAGACACUAGCAAGUAUUACGUUUUUGAUUGACCCUUAGUUACAGGUGCGUGAACCCUUUAAGACGCAAGUUCAGGUGGGUGUCAUACUCAUUAGCUGUUAUUUCAUGUGGCCUUUUGCAUUAAUUUCUGGUUUGAAAUGCUUUAAUCUAGAAACAUAUUUGAAAACGACGUGUCAGCGCGGUUCUAACGAACUGGUCUUCGUAGUGUAAUGCAUGGAUAAACAUAAAGGUAGUAGUUUCUUGCACUAUUUUGCUCCUGUUCUUUUGAGUGAAUUGACCUAAUUGUUUUGUCUUCCAA
This is a messenger RNA of Populus nigra (black poplar), 4483 nucleotides long. RefSeq lists its product as uncharacterized. The record is from RefSeq and is a predicted model, not a curated record. Gene Ontology annotation, cellular component: cytoplasm. Lineage: Eukaryota; Viridiplantae; Streptophyta; Magnoliopsida; Malpighiales; Salicaceae. The transcript has 4 exons. Bases 272 to 3259 code for a protein of 995 amino acids.